Drosophila suzukii is the source of this 3396-nucleotide messenger RNA. It is a transcript of the gene fz, whose product is annotated as frizzled class receptor. The record is from RefSeq and is a predicted model, not a curated record. Gene Ontology annotation, biological process: canonical Wnt signaling pathway; non-canonical Wnt signaling pathway. NCBI's taxonomy places the organism in Eukaryota, Metazoa, Arthropoda, Insecta, Diptera, Drosophilidae. Gene Ontology annotation, cellular component: plasma membrane. Gene Ontology annotation, molecular function: Wnt receptor activity; Wnt-protein binding.
CCUCGGUUCCUCAGAUUGUCAGCGUAUGCCCUGCCAUGCGGAUGUGCUCGCGGACUAAUUUCGUCUCGAACUCCGGCUCCGUUUUCGACUUUUGACGUAAACCCCGUGCAAAAGAAGUGGUUUCAACUCCGGGUGUACGGUUAUUUUUGCGCGUUUUUCGAACAAGUGUUAAAGAGAAAGAAAGGAAAGUGAUAAAAUCGGGGGAGGCAAAAAUAAUUUGCACUUACGGUAUAAAUGCCUCAAACAGAAAGAUAAAAAAAAGUAAAGUCCAAGCAAAGUCGGAACUUUGCCAGAUAAAAGCCACAUAACAUCAAAAACCCAACGUAAACAAGGUCUUAAGACCACCAAAACGUAUAAUUUGACAAAAUAAUAUUUCGCCACCAGCAAAGUCAAAACCGAAACCGUAAUAAUAGUUUGCAAAUAGGAAAAUAAGUCCAAACAAGAUAAAUAGCAAAAGCAAACGCAAAUAAAAUUGAGAGAAAUAUUUAUUAUUUGCUUAUAAGGCUAAGCUAAAUAUUUGCCGCCGGCAAAUAUUUAAAAGGUGUUAAGUGUUUCGUGGGUGUGUAGUUUCUAAGCCGAAAAAAAUAAAUUGGAUAAAUAUUUCAUGGUGUACAAGUGAGUGCAAGCAAAGUAAAGCAACAUGUGUGUGUUUUAAAAGUCUUUAACAAAAUCGAAAUAAAUACCCGAAAAGUUCUUUGACAAAGAUAAGGAGCGAUACAGAAAAAUUCCAAAAUGUGGCGUCAGAUCCUGUUUAUUUUACCCACCUUGAUACAAGGUGUCCAGCGUUACGAUCAAAGUCCCCUGGAUGCCAGCCCCUACUAUCGCAGUGGUGGGGGAUUGAUGCCAAGUUCGGGGACCGAAUUGGAUGGACUACCCCACCACAAUCGCUGCGAACCCAUCACUAUUUCGAUCUGCAAGAAUAUACCCUAUAACAUGACCAUUAUGCCGAACCUUAUUGGCCAUACGAAGCAGGAAGAAGCGGGUCUGGAGGUCCAUCAGUUUGCUCCGCUCGUGAAGAUCGGCUGUAGCGAUGAUCUCCAGUUGUUCCUCUGCUCACUCUAUGUUCCGGUCUGCACAAUUUUGGAGAUACCCAUACCGCCCUGUCGAUCCCUAUGCGAAUCGGCCAGAGUGUGUGAGAAGUUGAUGAAAACCUACAAUUUCAACUGGCCGGAAAAUCUCGAGUGCUCCAAGUUUCCCGUCCAUGGCGGGGAGCAUUUGUGCGUGGCGGAGAAUACCACCUCCUCGGCCUCCACGGCGGCCACGCCCACAAGGAGUGUGGCCAAGGUCACCACCAGGAAACACCAAACGGGCGUGGAAAGUCCCCACCGCAACAUCGGAUUCGUCUGCCCGGUGCAACUGAAAACCCCGCUGGGCAUGGGCUACGAACUGAAAGUAGGCGGAAAGGAUCUUCAUGACUGCGGAGCUCCAUGUCAUGCGAUGUUCUUCCCGGAAAGAGAAAGAACUGUUCUGCGAUAUUGGGUUGGAUCCUGGGCAGCGGUCUGCGUUGCCAGCUGCUUAUUUACGGUGCUCACCUUCCUGAUUGACUCGUCGCGUUUUCGGUACCCGGAGAGGGCCAUCGUGUUCCUGGCCGUCUGCUACCUGGUGGUUGGAUGUGCCUACGUGGCGGGCUUGGGGGCUGGAGAUUCCGUGUCGUGCCGCGAACCAUUUCCGCCGCCUGUCAAGCUCGGCCGCCUGCAGAUGAUGUCCACCAUCACCCAGGGCCACCGGCAAACCACGUCCUGCACGGUUUUAUUCAUGGCACUCUACUUCUGCUGCAUGGCGGCCUUCGCGUGGUGGUCGUGUCUGGCAUUCGCCUGGUUUUUGGCCGCCGGCCUCAAAUGGGGCCACGAGGCCAUUGAGAACAAGUCGCACUUAUUCCACCUGGUCGCCUGGGCGGUGCCCGCCCUCCAGACCAUCUCCGUGCUGGCCCUGGCCAAAGUUGAAGGCGACAUCCUUUCUGGCGUUUGUUUCGUGGGUCAGCUGGACACGCACUCUCUGGGAGCCUUCCUGAUCCUGCCCCUCUGCAUAUAUCUCUCCAUAGGAGCACUCUUCUUGUUAGCCGGAUUUAUAUCGCUCUUCCGGAUCCGGACGGUGAUGAAGACGGACGGCAAGCGGACGGACAAGCUGGAACGCUUGAUGCUGCGAAUCGGUUUCUUCUCGGGGCUCUUCAUACUGCCCGCUGUGGGUUUACUGGGUUGCCUAUUCUACGAGUACUACAACUUUGACGAGUGGAUGAUCCAGUGGCACCGGGACAUCUGCAAGCCCUUUUCGAUUCCUUGUCCGGCAGCCAGGGCGCCGGGAUCUCCGGAGGCCCGACCGAUCUUUCAGAUCUUUAUGGUCAAGUACCUCUGCUCGAUGCUGGUGGGGGUGACCUCCAGCGUGUGGCUGUACUCCAGCAAGACGAUGGUCAGCUGGCGGAACUUUGUGGAGCGGCUGCAGGGCAAGGAGCCUCGGACCAGGGCGCAGGCGUACGUCUAGUAUGAGACGGGUCCGGCGGGCGGGGCCAAGUCCACGCCCCUCACCCCCGAUCCGGAGGCGGCCAACGAGAGUUACUUAGAGUUUAGCACAUAGACAGUCCCCAAACCCCAAAAAGAAUAAAGAAACCCCAAAAUGCAGUCGUAGUUCUUAGUGGCUUUGUAUAAAGUUCAUCAUCCCAAGAAAAAAAAAGAAGAGAAAAUCAAAAGUUGACCCUAGGCUAUUGUUUGAAUUUGAAUUAUAUAUUAGUUGAUACGGAAGCAAGCUUGUUGAACCAAAAGUACGCGUAUAAGUUGAGACUCUAGCUCUAAGUCGAGUUGUAUUCUGUAGGAUUUGAUUGCUUUCGUGGUAUACGAACCUCUAGCAUUUACAAUCCUUUAUAUAUUGACGAAUGUUUUUAAGUUAGGUUUUGAUUUUUUGAAAGCUUUAAAUGUGCCCUACAAUUAACAAACGUAUAGAUAUUAUGAUUACGAUAUGAAUGUUAGGCAUUUAAGGGAUGUGAGCAUCGGCUUUUCUGCAGUAUACCUUAGCCAGGCUUCAAAUUUGAUUCUUUAGUCACACAGAACGAAAUAUUUUCCACAUAUACACAGUAAUUAUGCAUAUAGAGUAUACAAUCCAUACCCAAAACAACUGCAGUUCGGUGCUCACAUCUGUGCUUCAUCUAUGUAUAAACAAAAAGGAAACCAUAAACUAUAUAAAUGUAUUAUGUAGCAAUAAAUGUCCUCCAUGUGCUAAACUUAAUGCAAAUACGAUUAUUAUAAUUAUAACUAUAACUGUAACUGUAAUUCUAACUGUAAUUGUAUAUUUGUUGAACUAAUUAAUUCUAAAUGCGUAAUGGAAUAAUUUUUAAUUCAAUUUUUAAAUGACGUUGUAGUCAUAGCACUUAAGUGAACAAACAAACAAACAAACAAAACACGCAAA